Molecule: messenger RNA, 1293 nt
Organism: Candida tropicalis MYA-3404
Lineage: Eukaryota; Fungi; Ascomycota; Pichiomycetes; Serinales; Debaryomycetaceae
Exons: 1
Coding region: 1-1293 (430 amino acids)
Molecular function (GO): LPPG:FO 2-phospho-L-lactate transferase activity
Source: RefSeq, a predicted model, not a curated record
AUGUCUACCAAAAUCACCAUCAUAUCAGGAGGUACAGCCACCAAUGAGUUAGUACCAUUAUUCAAGAGACUUUCACCUAACGUCUCAUACAUCUUACCGAUUCUGGACAAUGGCGGAUCAACUUCGGAGAUCGUGAGAUUUAUCGGUGGGCCGGCUAUAGGAGAUAUACGAUCAAGACUAACACGAUUAAUCCCUGAUCAUCAGGAGCCAUUACGCAAAUUGUUAAGCUUUAGAUUAUCCCGUGAUCCUGUAAUAGCUAAACACCAAUGGAAUGAGAUUGUCGAAGGAACUCAUCAUUUAUGGGCGCCAAUCAAUGUGUCCACUAGAGAAAUCUUUCGUGCAUUCUUUGUCCAUCUCCAUGUUGAAUUGUUGAAACGAUCAAAACACCAGAUUUCCAAUAAAAACAAGCAAUUUCGUUAUGAGUUGGCCAAUGUGGGGAACUUAUUCUUAACUGGAGCACGAUUGUUUAUUGGAUCAUUGGAUAGUGCCAUUGAAUUGUUUUGCCGAUUAACCGAGAUCGAUCCAUCUAUUGAAGUCUUGCCUUGUAUAAAUACAAACUUUACUUAUCAUAUUAGUGCUAUUUUAGAAAAUGGAUUGAUCAUCACGGGACAGUCACAGAUUUCUCAUCCUUCUGAUAAUGCCCAUUAUCCACCACCAAUACUUACCACCAGACCCAGUUCCCCACAACCAUCGAGUCCUGGUUCAUAUAUUUCAUCAGACGAAGACGAAUCAGGUAAUGUCCCACAAUAUACUCACCCAGAACUAAAGAAAUCACAGUUACAUUUCUCCAAGCUGGAAAAUAUUGAGCCAUUGUUGUCGCCAAUAAAGAGAAUUUUUUACGUGUCUCCAUACGGAGAAGAAAUCUGUCCCACGGCUCAUAGUAAAGUCACAUCUACCAUUGCCAACACCGACACGUUGAUCUACUCCAUUGGGUCCUUGAUGACAAGUAUUGUGCCAAUUAUUAUUCUCAAAAAUAUGGGCAAAGCCAUUUGUCAGAGCCGCAAGAAAGUCUUGCUUCUAAAUGGUUGCCUUGAUCGAGAAACGUUUGGAAUGACUGCUGUGGAUUUCAUCAAGGUGAUUGUACAGCUGGCAGAGUACAGCACAGGAGGUACUACCACUAGUGAGUGGAACAAGUACAUCACACAUUUAGUCUACAUGAAGGAUUGCAAAAUCAAAGUCGAUGUUCCGUUGCUUACUUCGAAAAACAUUACGUGUGUAGAGGUUGACAAGUUGGACAAUACUGACUACUUUGAUCUUGCAGAUUUAGAAAAUGUAUUAGCUAGAAUUAUUUAA